Messenger RNA from Oncorhynchus mykiss (rainbow trout), 1372 nucleotides. It is a transcript of the gene rbks, whose product is annotated as ribokinase. Gene Ontology annotation, molecular function: ribokinase activity. Lineage: Eukaryota; Metazoa; Chordata; Actinopteri; Salmoniformes; Salmonidae. Gene Ontology annotation, cellular component: cytosol. Gene Ontology annotation, biological process: D-ribose metabolic process. The record is from RefSeq and is a predicted model, not a curated record.
GAUACAAAUAUUUUUGGGGUGUUAUAAUAAUGACUCCAUAGAAUAGAUAUUGCCUUUUUUUAUUUGGUCAACAAAUUCAUUUGAAAUGCAUUAUACGAGUCAGAACUAGCUUAGCUAGUAGAAAUUCCAGAGCUGUCAUUUUUCAACGUGUAACCAGGCACUAUCUCAGUGGCAGAUUUUGACCGUGCUAGCAAUGCACUUUGGCCACUUCAUAACAAGACAGCGAACUCAGAAUUGGACAUUAGACCAUGACGGAGGAGGCUUUCGAUGUGGUGGUGGUGGGUUCCUGUAUGACUGACUUGGUCAGGUGGAUUCUCUAACGGAAGUAGGCUACAAAUCGCAGCGUCUGUUGGAGACAGACAGGUCGAUUGGCGAAUGAGCCAGGCACCAAGGCUACCCAAGGCGGGAGAGACCAUCCACGGUCACAAGUUCUUCAUUGGUUUCGGAGGCAAAGGGGCAAACCAAUGUAUUCAGGCUGCUAGAAUGGGAGCCAAGACUGCCAUGGUCUGCAAGGUUGGCAAAGACUUCUUUGGAGAAAACUACAUCCAGAAUUUCAAGGACAAUGGUGUAUCCACAGAGUUUGUGGGGCAGACGGUUGACUCGGCCACUGGUGCUGCCUCCAUCAUUGUCAACGAUGCAGGGGAGAAUGCCAUUGUGAUCGUGGCUGGUGCCAACCUGCUACUGGGUGGCGAGGAUCUGCGGCGGGCACUGCCAGCCUUAAGCCAUGCCAAGGUAAUGGUGUGCCAGCUGGAGAUCAGCCCGGACACCUCCCUGCAGGCCCUGCGCCUGUCCCAUGAGAACAACGUGAAGACCAUUUUCAACCCAGCGCCAGCCAUUCCAGACCUGGAUCCUGAAUUCUAUAGAGCAUCUGAUGUGUUCUGCUGUAACGAAUCAGAGGCAGAGCUGCUGACGGGGGUGGCCGUGGCGAGUAUAGAGGAUGCUGGCCGGGCCGGUGAGGAGCUGCUGAGGCGAGGCUGCAGCUCGGUCAUCAUCACCCUGGGCUCCCGGGGCUGCGUUGUGCUGUCGGCACAGGAGCCCUCGUCCCCAUCACACCACGUCCCCACCAAGCCGGUGACAACAGUGGAUACCACGGGAGCUGGAGACAGUUUCAUUGGUGCCCUGGCCUUCUACAUGGCUCACUUCCCUACAAUGUCCCUGGAAGAGAUGGCCAGGAGAGCCAAUCAGGUGGCAGGAGUGAGUGUACAGACAAUUGGGACACAGGCGUCUUAUCCCUCUAAAAAGGACCUACCCACAGACCUUUUCUAGAGAAGACAGCAACUUGCACGCUAAAUGGACACUGUGAGCCUGAACUAUCUAAAACACUGUGCCAAGUACUGUAUCAAGUAAUUAAACGACUAUGUAAAUAACUUAA